AUGUAUCUCGGCGGUGUAGAUGAUAUUCCCAUUGAGGGGACGGAGUACGAGAAGUCCAAGCCCAGGAUUCUGCUGGUUUCUCUAUAUUGUGGUGCUGCGAUUGGAGGAUGCGUCGCCAUGGGCAUUUUCGGAGCUCUUCUGUACUACUUCUACAGAGCUCCAACUCACCUGAGCAUCACCCUGGCGCUCGCUACAAGCCUUGCUACUCUGUUCAUGGCUGGCUUCAUCUGGCUUGGUAUCCUUGUAUCCUCCCAGAUGCAGAUAUGGCUUACAGACACUGUAACUAAGAUUGAAUUUAUCGUGUACCUGCUCGACUCGAUGGCUGCCGGCAUUGCUCUUUAUCAAGUUCAGUAUGUGUUCAACUCUCCCACCUCUGGGGGGCCGCGUUCGUUUCUGCCCCGUUUGAGACAGACAUCGCGUCUCUUCCUUCUGCAUCGGCUCGGCCUCCAGGGAGCUGCCCAGAGGAUCGGCGGUGAAACAAUCACCUCUCAAAAUGCCGACUCACGAGGCAAGAGUUGA
Molecule: messenger RNA, 519 nt
Organism: Besnoitia besnoiti
Lineage: Eukaryota; Apicomplexa; Conoidasida; Eucoccidiorida; Sarcocystidae
Exons: 8
Coding region: 1-519 (172 amino acids)
Source: RefSeq, a predicted model, not a curated record